CAGAUUAAAGUGCACCGAUUUCCUUUCAUGCAUUUUUAAUUAUAAAGCGGAUUAUUAUUACUUCCUAUAUGAAUCUGUGUAAGUGAAUGUACUACCCCAAACAUGCUCACAUGCUGUAAGUUCUAAAGGUGAAUUCGUGUCACUGUGAAUACAGACUGAAGCACUAAGGUCUUUUGUAUGCUUUUGCUCCUGCGGUUAAAGACAUUUUGAAAAGCUUCUGUUGUGUUUCCAGUUUACUCUCAGAAGGCUUCCUGUUCUAAGCAGAUCAGCAACUGGAAAUUCCAUCAUUUGACCUGCACUUGGAUAAGAUAUACAAGUGGAUAGCAAGUAGCGCAUGUGAGAAGAAUGCUUUCAUCACCUGUCUUUGGAAACUUAAUCAGCGUUACCUUCACCACAGUGCCAGAUUUAUCAAUGUCGGCUCAAUUAUUUUAGAAGAACAUGUCCAUCCUGCGGACAGUCGUAGAGUCAGUGUCAGAGAAGAUGAAGAGGAGGAAGAGGAAGAGGAGGAAGAUGAUUACCAGGAGCUGACACUGAAGGAAUCUGCAGACAUUGAAAGGUUAAUGGAGGAAUGCCAGCACUCUAUUGCCAAUGCCGAGGCUUUCACGGAGCGACUGAGCAGAGACCUUGAGGUGCUGGAUGAGGCCAACAUCCAAUCAAUUAUUUCAUCAGAGGAGCAGGUGACCAGUCUGAUGGAGCUGAUUGAGGAAGCAUUGGCUGAGGUGUCAGAACUGGAGACAACAAUGCAGCUGUAUGAAGACCUGCUGAGCACUGUGAAGGAACAGAUGGAUCAGCUGCACCACAGUAACUCCCAGCUACAGCUUGUCUGUGCCAACCACCAGAAACUAACCCAGGAGGCUUUCUUUUUAACAUUAAAUUUAGACCUCAGCACCCAACAUCGUGAAAUAUUACGCAUUGCAGACUUCUCCAGUAUCAAGAAGAUAAAUGCUUGCAUAGUCGCUGUUGAGGCAUUAUCUCGUUGUAUGAACACUGCACUCCAUCCAGGUCAAAGGAAGCUACACGCUGUUGCUGAGCAGCUGAUAAAAUUGGAGAGCCUGCGACAGAACUUUGAGAAGACGUUUAUAACCCAUAUCAGUAAAAUUUUCAUUCAGCAGGGCAUUGAUUUGGGUUCAGCCCUAACCCAGCAGUCAGGAAAUCUUAACCUGCCUACUCACACUCCAUAUCAUGAAGAUCUACUGCAGUACAAACCACUGAUGGCCUGGCUGAAGACCACCAACUCUGCAUUAUUUUGGGACUUGCCUAAGGUAUAUGCUGAGAAUCUUAAAAAGCUCUAUGAGAAACAGAUAAAAGAAUUUUUUGAGCUGGCAAAAAACAAACUGGCUGGAGGAAAAGAUAGCAAGCGUUUCAGCUUAUCAGAAGGCUUUGAGAAGAUAACUGGUUCUACCAGCAGUCUCCAGAAGUUCCAUCAUCGGCUGUCAAUUACAGAAGUCACUGCUGGAGACUUGGGAGAGUUAGAGCGAGGAAAAGUGGACAAGAUCCUGGAGCAGGUACUUAUGCAGCUGGAACCGAUCUGUAUGAAGGAAGAAGAGUUUCUGGCCGCUUUCUUCGGUAAUGAUGAGCAAGAAACAAACGAGAGUCUCCAGAGCGAGACUUUUUCAAGACGAAAAGCUGAAACAAGCACUGCAGCAUUUGAAGAAUCUGAAAUUAAAGCUGGACGUCUGACAGCUUGCAUGGAGGAUAUGCUGGGAAUCAUUGAACCUGAGCUGCGAAGUUUUGUAAACCAGUGUGACAAAGUCCAUGUAUUCAGUGCCGUGCAGGUGCUGAUGACGCUUACUGAGCAUGUGCUUAGAUGCCAAAAUGCUGACUCCUCCUCUUUCCUCAAUGCUGCCUUAAGGAAGAUCUUAUUACAGGCCAAACGCAAUUUUGACAAAUGCAUUUCUGCGCUGAUAAAAGAUAUAGAAGAUUACAAACUUCCAAAAAAGAAUAAGAUUGGAAUCCUAACCUGUGUUACUAACUUUGAAGAAUUUGUGAACAUGGCGGAAGACAUCUUCCAGUCUGCAAAGCAGCGCGGGGACCUAGACAAAGCUUACGGGCGACUAAUUGCAGCAGUUUUCAGUAGCAUUGAGAAACUUGAAUCCUCACAUCUGAAGAGCAGCUCAGAUGUUGUAAUGAUGGAAAACUUCCACAGAAUCUUCUGCUUUCUGGCUGAAAGGAAGAUUGCAAGUCUGGAACCAAGAAAGAAGGAAGCAAAACAAAAGUACACACAGUAUUUGAACAGUUACAUCAAGAUGCAGUUGGGUCAACCACUGGAGAAGCUUAAUCACUUCUUUGAUGGUGUCAGAGGUCGAGUGGCACAGGGGGUGAAAGAUGACGAAGUAAGCUUUCAACUGGCAUACAGUAAGCAGGAACUGAGAAAGGUGAUUGAUAAAUACCCUGGAAAGGAAGUGAAGAAAUCACUGGAGCUGGUCUACAAGAAGAUUCUGAAGCAUCUUUCUGAGGAAGAGAACCUUAUACUGGUGGUGUGGCGUGCAAUGGAGCAGGAGUUUUUACAGCAGUACAAGGACUUUGACAGCCUUAUGUCUCGCUGUUACUCUGGAUCAGGGAUCACACUGGAUUUUACUGUUGAUGACCUCUUGCAAUAUUUCUCAAUCAUUCCCCAGUCUAGCAUUCAAUAACAAGGUGUUUUAAUAGUCACUCUUUACAGUCAAGCCAUCCAUUAAAAAAACAAUACUUGCAGAAUCUGAAUAACUUUGCUGGGCUUGUUUGUGUCAGUAAUAACUGUAAUAUGUGCUACAGUUUGCUUUUCGGUAUCGUGUGUGGAUAUGCCCUUGAUAUUUGUUGAGUUUUGUGUGCAAGCCCUUGCUAAGACUCAGACUGCUCUGCGUUUCACCUGAAUGGAUAUUUUUCUUCAUUCUUGACUUGUCUGGAAUUUCUCCUGAGCUUUUUGUAUGAAUAAAUAACUUGUAAGCAA
Molecule: messenger RNA, 2929 nt
Organism: Protopterus annectens (West African lungfish)
Lineage: Eukaryota; Metazoa; Chordata; Ceratodontiformes; Protopteridae
Product: exocyst complex component 1-like
Biological process (GO): exocytosis; Golgi to plasma membrane transport
Cellular component (GO): exocyst; plasma membrane
Molecular function (GO): phosphatidylinositol-4,5-bisphosphate binding
Source: RefSeq, a predicted model, not a curated record